Molecule: messenger RNA, 11986 nt
Organism: Colius striatus (speckled mousebird)
Lineage: Eukaryota; Metazoa; Chordata; Aves; Coliiformes; Coliidae
Product: protein TANC2-like
Exons: 29
Coding region: 418-6636 (2072 amino acids)
Biological process (GO): regulation of dendritic spine morphogenesis
Cellular component (GO): dendritic spine
Molecular function (GO): protein binding
Source: RefSeq, a predicted model, not a curated record
GGGGCAGAGGCGAAGGAGCCGGCGUUCCUCUGCGGAGGUCGCGGGCGGGCGGACGGCAGGCAGGGACGGAAGGAAGGAGCGUGCGAGGGAGUUGGGCGGUGAGGGAACAGCGGAGCCGGCGCCGCCGAGGAGGGGCGAGACCGGCCGCCCCCCCUACCCGUCCCCUCCCUAUCCCGUGCCUCCCCUUCAGGCGCACGCUCAGCCCGGAGCGGCGGCUCUCGGCGAUGUGGUGAGAGGGAGGCGCCCCGCGCUCGCCAGCCGCGGGCCGUGAGGGUAGCGCGGGCUGCCGGGGAGCCUCCCGCCGCCGUCGCGCCAGGACUUCCAGUGAAUGGAGGAAGACACUUUUUCCUAGAGAUUUAACUUAUGUAAAGAUAUCAAGGGAUUUUUUUGGGAUACACACAGUGAAAAGGUAUCACCAUGUUUCGAAACAGCCUCAAGAUGCUUCUCACAGGAGGGAAGUCAAACCGCAAAAACAGGUCCAGUGAUGGAGGGAACGAGGAGCCACCAGACCGAAGACAGGCAAGUGUAGACUCCCAUCAGAGCCGAUCUGGGCAAGGCACCUCCACAGAGAACAACUGUGCUUUUGAACCAGACUACGCCAUUCCACCACUCCCAGUGACCGAAGGUAUGCAGCACAUUCGGAUUAUGGAGGGCAUGUCCCGCUCCCUUCCAUCCUCCCCCUUACUCACACAUCAGUCUAUCAGUGUUCGGCUCCAACCUGUGAAGAAGUUAACUGCCCCUUUGAGGAAAGCAAAGUUUGUUGAGAGCCCUCGUAUCCCAGAGUCUGAGCUUGGCUCACCAACACUUUCUUCAGCACAGAAACUGGACGUUGAUGCAUACUGCCCUGGUGAUACUGAUCAGGAGUUGGGACCCCCUCCAUCUGUAGAUGAGGCAGCAAAUACACUCAUGACUCGCCUGGGCUUCCUCCUGGGAGAGAAAGUCAUGGAGGUACAGCCAGGACCCCAGUACAGCAUGGAGGUGCAGGACGAGAACCAGAGCUCGGCCGUGACGCAGCGCAUCAGUCCCUGCUCCACCCUGACCAGCAGCACGGCCUCGCCGCCCGCCAGCAGCCCCUGCUCCACCCUCCCUCCUGUCAGCACCAGUGUCACCACCAAGGACUGCACCUAUGGAGCUGUCACCAGCCCCACCUCCACGCUGGAGAGCAGGGACAGUGGCAUCAUAGCUACCUUAACAAGCUACUCUGAAAAUGUGGAACGCACUAAGUAUGGAGGGGAGAGCAGUAAAGAACAUGGAUCUGGAGGAAACCUGAAACCUUGGCAGUCUCAGAAAUCCAGCAUGGACUCCUGCUUGUACCGUGUGGAUGAGAACAUGACAGCCUCUACCUACAGCCUCAACAAAAUCCCAGAGAGGAACCUGGAGACAGUCUUGUCUCAGUCAGUGCAGUCGAUUCCUCUUUACCUUAUGCCACGGCCAAAUUCAGUAGCAGCCACCAGCUCAGCCCACUUAGAAGAUCUCGCUUACCUGGACGAGCAGCAAUACACUCCCUUGCGGACCUCGCUCCGAAUGCCACGGCAGAGCAUGGCUGGUGCCCGCACACAGCAGGACCUGCGAGUCCGCUUUGCACCUUACAGACCUCCCGACAUCUCUCUGAAGCCACUGCUCUUCGAGGUGCCCAGCAUCACCACCGAGUCUGUCUUUGUUGGUCGAGACUGGGUGUUCCAUGAGAUAGAUGCUCAGCUGCAGAGCUCCAACACCAGCAUCAACCGAGGCGUGGUGAUCGUUGGCAACAUCGGCUUCGGCAAAACUGCCAUCAUCUCCAGGCUGGUUGCACUCAGCUGCCACGGUACACGGAUGAGGCAGAUUGCUUCUGAUAGCCCACACGCCUCACCCAAACAUGUGGAUGCAAACCGAGAGCUGCCCUUAACCCAGCCACCCUCUGCUCACUCGUCAAUCACCAGCGGGAGCUGCCCAGGGACGCCCGAGAUGCGCCGGCGCCAGGAGGAGGCCAUGAGGAGACUGGCAUCCCAGGUUGUUGCUUACCAUUACUGCCAAGCUGACAAUGCCUACACCUGCCUGGUGCCAGAGUUUGUGCACAACGUGGCUGCCCUGCUCUGCCGCUCGCCCCAGUUUGUUGCCUACAGGGAGCAGCUCCUCCGGGAACCUCAUCUCCAGAGCAUGCUCAGCCUGAGGUCCUGUGUGCAAGAUCCCAUGGCCUCCUUCCGAAGGGGAAUCCUGGAGCCCUUGGAAAACCUACACAAAGAGAGGAAGAUCCCUGAUGAAGAUUUCAUCAUUUUAAUUGAUGGCUUAAACGAGGCUGAAUUUCACAAGCCAGAUUAUGGAGACACCAUCGUAUCAUUCCUGAGCAAAAUGAUUGGCAAGUUCCCUUCUUGGCUGAAGCUGGUAGUGACAGUCAGGACAAGCCUACAGGAAAUAAUUAAGCUGUUGCCCUUCCACAGAAUAUUUUUGGAUAGAUUGGAAGAGAAUGAAGCCAUAGACCAGGACCUGCAGGCUUACAUCCUUCAUCGGAUACACAGCAGCUUGGAGAUCCAGAACAACAUCUCCCUGAAUGGCAAAAUGGACAACACCACGUUUGGCAAACUCAGUUCUCACCUCAAGACUUUGAGCCAAGGAUCCUACCUGUACCUAAAACUCACUUUUGAUCUCAUAGAGAAAGGAUACUUAGUACUAAAAAGCUCCAGCUACAAAGUAGUCCCAGUGUCUCUGUCAGAAGUUUACCUGCUGCAGUGCAAUAUGAAGUUUCCAACGCAGUCUUCCUUUGAUCGGGUUAUGCCUCUCUUGAAUGUGGCAGUGGCAUCUCUGCACCCUUUAACAGAUGAACAUAUUUUUCAGGCCAUUAAUGCAGGUAACAUUGAGGGCACUUUGGAGUGGGAUGACUUUCAGCAGAGGAUGGAGAACCUGUCUAUGUUUCUUAUCAAACGUAGAGACAUGACGCGAAUGUUUGUUCAUCCCUCUUUCCGAGAAUGGCUUAUUUGGAGAGAAGAAGGGGAAAAGACCAAGUUUCUUUGUGAUCCUAGGAGUGGCCACACAUUACUUGCCUUCUGGUUUUCCCGUCAAGAAGGAAAACUAAAUCGACAGCAAACUAUUGAACUGGGACAUCACAUCCUCAAAGCACAUAUUUUUAAGGGGCUGAGUAAAAAAGUUGGAGUAUCUUCUUCCAUCCUACAAGGGCUUUGGAUCUCCUACAGUACUGAAGGACUUUCGAUGGCUUUGGCAUCUCUGAGGAAUCUCUACACCCCAAAUAUAAAGGUCAGUCGGUUGCUGAUUUUAGGAGGUGCAAACGUGAAUUACCGGACAGAAGUGCUGAACAAUGCUCCCAUUCUGUGUGUCCAGUCUCACCUGGGUUACACAGAGAUGGUGGCUUUGCUCUUGGAGUUUGGGGCCAACGUAGAUGCUGCUUCAGAGAGCGGCCUCACCCCCCUGGGCUACGCAGCCGCUGCUGGAUUUCUAAGCAUCGUGGUGCUGCUCUGCAAGAAAAGGGCCAAGGUGGAUCAUUUGGAUAAAAAUGGUCAGUGUGUCUUGGUUCAUGCUGCUCUCAGAGGACACUUGGAAGUGGUGAAGUUCUUGAUCCAAUGUGACUGGACCAUGGCUGGGCAGCAGCAGGGAGUGUUUAAGAAGAGCCACGCCAUCCAGCAGGCACUAAUUGCUGCAGCCAGCAUGGGUUACACUGAGAUUGUCUCCUACCUGCUGGAUCUUCCAGAAAAAGAUGAAGAGGAGGUGGAGAGAGCACAAAUCAACAGCUUUGACAGCCUUUGGGGAGAGACAGCUCUAACGGCGGCGGCCGGGCGGGGGAAGCUGGAGGUGUGUCGGCUGCUGCUGGAGCAGGGGGCAGCCGUGGCCCAGCCCAACCGCCGUGGGGUCAUUCCACUCUUCAGCGCCGUCAGGCAGGGCCACUGGCAGAUUGUGGAUCUCUUGCUCACGCACGGCGCCGACGUGAACAUGGCCGACAAGCAGGGCCGGACGCCACUGAUGAUGGCUGCGUCCGAGGGACACCUGGGCACUGUGGAGUUUCUGCUUGCACAAGGUGCUUCCAUUUCUCUGAUGGACAAAGAGGGUUUGACAGCCCUCAGCUGGGCUUGUCUGAAGGGCCAUCUCUCCGUGGUGCAUUCCUUGGUGGAGAAUGGAGCUGCCACUGACCACGCCGAUAAGAAUGGACGCACCCCGCUGGACCUGGCGGCUUUCUACGGCGAUGCUGAGGUGGUUCAGUUUCUGGUGGACCAUGGAGCCAUGAUUGAACACGUGGACUACAGCGGGAUGCGUCCCCUUGACAGGGCCGUGGGGUGCCGCAACACCUCAGUGGUUGUCACCCUCUUGAAGAAAGGAGCAAAGAUAGGUUGUCAGACGUUACCGAGUCGCCCAGGAGGUCCAGCAACAUGGGCGAUGGCAACCUCCAAACCAGACAUCAUGAUCAUCCUGUUGAGCAAGCUGAUGGAGGAAGGAGACAUGUUUUAUAAGAAAGGUAAAGUGAAAGAAGCUGCCCAACGUUACCAGUAUGCUCUGAAAAAAUUCCCCAGGGAAGGCUUUGGAGAAGACCUGAAAACCUUCCGUGAGCUGAAGGUUUCCCUCCUGCUCAACCUCUCCCGCUGCCGGAGGAAAAUGAACGACUUUGGAAUGGCUGAGGAGUUUGCUACUAAAGCACUGGAGCUGAAACCGAAGUCUUACGAAGCUUACUAUGCAAGAGCAAGGGCCAAACGCAGCAGCAGGCAGUUUUCAGCAGCCCUGGAGGACCUGAACGAGGCCAUCAAGCUGUGUCCCAACAACAGGGAGAUCCAGCGGCUGCUGGUGCGGGUGGAAGAGGAAUGCAGGCAGGUCCAGCAGCAGCAGCAGCCUCCACCACCACCACUUCCCCCCAAGCCCGAGCCUGAAGCUCAGCACGAAGAGCUCUACCCUGUGCAAGAUCUCUUUGAGGAGGAAUACCUGGAGCAGGAUGUAGAGAACGUUUCCAUUGGCUUGCAGACAGAAGCCAGGUCAAACCAAGGGUUGCCCAUCAUCCAGAGCCCGCCUCAGUCCCCUGCUCACAGGGACUCUGCCUAUAUUUCUGGCUCACCUCUUGGUUCUCAUCAGGUCUUUGAUUUCAGGUCCAGCAGCUCUGUGGGUUCACCCACCAGGCAAGGUUAUCAAUCCACCUCUCCUGCUUUAUCUCCCACUCACCAAAACUCACAUUACAGACCCAGUCCUCCUCACACAUCCCCAGCUCACCAGGGCUCCUCGUACCGCUUCAGCCCACCUCCAGUCAGUAGCCAAGGGAUGGAAUAUCAAAGCCCACCACCUUCUCCUCUUCGUAGGGGCCCCCAGUACCGUGCCAGCCCCCCAGCAGAGAGCAUGAGCGUGUACCGGUCACAGUCCGGUUCCCCGGUCCGUUACCAGCAGGAACCCAAUGCUGUCAGCCAGCUCCCAGGCAGACCAAAGUCCCCUUUGUCCAAGAUGACCCAGAGAUCUUUCCAGAUGCCUCAGCUCCCUGUGGCAGUGCCUCAGCAAGGGUUGAGGCUUCAACCAGCCAAGGCUCAGAUCGUGAGGAGCAACCAGCCCAGCUCAGCUGUUCACUCGAGCACUGUGAUGCCAAGUGGUGCUUACAGCCAAGUCACCCAUUCCAUGGCCAGCAAAUACCAAUCAGCCUCGGGGGAAAUGGGAGUCAGCCAGAGCAGGUUGGUUUACCAGGGCUCAAUUGGGGGCAUUGUGGGUGACAGCAGGCCUGUGCAGCACGUGCAGGCGAGCCUCAGCGCCGGAGCCAUCUGCCAGCACGGAGGCUUGGCUAAAGAAGACCUUCCUCAGAGACCAUCCUCAGCAUACAGGGGAGGGAUGAGGUACAGCCAGACACCUCAGAUUGGGAGAAGCCAAUCCGCUUCCUACUACCCAGUGUGUCACUCCAAGCUGGACCUGGAACGUUCUCCCCUCCCCACCUCUCAGCUGGGUUCCCCAGACGUGUCUCAUCUCAUCAGAAGACCCAUCACGGUGAACGCCAGCGAAAUCAAACCUCACCCGCCAACUCCAAGGCCGCUGCUCCACUCCCAGAGUGUUGGCCUCCGCUUCUCUCCUUCCAGCAACAGCAUCUCCUCCACCUCCAACCUGACUCCCAACUUCCGCCCUUCCUCUUCCAUCCAGCAGAUGGAGAUCCCCCUCAAACCAGCUUAUGACAGGUCAUGCGACGAACUCUCGCCGGUGUCCCCUACUCAAGGGGGUUACCCCAGCGAACCAGCUCGUUCCAGGACCACCCCAUUCAUGGGGAUUAUAGACAAAACAGCUCGGACUCAACAGUACCCACACCUCCAUCAACAGAGCAGGACCUGGGCCGUGUCAUCAGUGGACAGCAUCAUCAGCCCGACAUCUCCCGGUAACCUCCCUCAACCUGAAUCGUUUAGCCCACCUUCUUCAAUCAGCAACAUUGCCUUUUAUAACAAAACCAACAAUGCACAGAAUGGCCACUUGCUAGAGGAAGACUAUUACAGCCCCCAUGGGAUGCUGGCUAACGGGUCUCGGGGAGAUCUCUUGGAGAGAGUCACCCAAGCCUCUUCGUAUCCAGACGUCAAGGUAGCCAGGACGCUGCCUGUGGCUCAGGCCUACCAGGACAACCUCUACAGGCAGCUCUCCAGGGACUCCAGGCAAGGGCAAACAUCCCCAAUCAAACCAAAGAGACCAUUUGUGGAGUCUAAUGUGUAAAAAGAACGCUUGUUGGAGUAAGACCCUUCCCCCCCUUUCCUCUUUCCCUCAUGUUUGCAGAACACACACAUCACUUCCAAGCUUGAUUUCCAUGUAGAUUCCUCAUGAUGAUGAUGAUGAUGAUGAUGAGUUUUGUUUCUCUUUGGUAGCUCCAUGACCAAGUUGCUCCUGGUACUUUUUGUGUGGUGGCCACACAGCCAUUGCACGUCCUUCAAGCCCUCACAUCCCCUCCCCAGCUGACCUUCAAACCCCAACAGCAGCCACUCCACUAGAGCUUGGCCAAAUCCAGAUAAGCUCCUAAGCAGGAUCAUACUUAAUACAUGGGGUGGGGUGGUCCAGAAGCAUCUCCCUCCUCAGCAGGGGAUAAACCAGCUCUUUUCUGGGGUUGUUUUUAUCAAGAGACAGUUUAAAGCAGUUUCUUUUUGAUCUUAGAGGGAUAAUUCCCAGUGGGAGGGAGCAGAGCAGGGAUCACAGGAGCCUUUUCCCCAAGUCCCCAUGCGAGCCAGGGUCAUUUUGCCUCUUUUAAACCCAAGGAGCAGAUGAUCCACAGCAGCCAAGGGCGUAUAUGCUUAAAUACUAAGCAGCUAUGCACAACCACCAUCCUACUUCACCCAGCAAUCCAAUCCCUUUGUUGUUUAAUCAUCCCAUCAAGCAGAGAGAGGUGGGAAUCACACACAGCUCUGCUGCUUUCCAGGCUACCUGCUGGGUUCCCCUGUGACCCUGGAUUUGCUCUGGGUUGAUUUUCCAAGAAGAGAUUCCAGUUGCUCCUUUGUACAAUGAGGGAAAUGGCCAGAAACCUCUCAUGGGAGCUGAGAAGCAACAGCUUCUCCCCACCAUUAACAGAGCCCUCACACACAAGCUUUGGGAGUUUAUUUGAUGGGAGAUUAUUUACCUGCAAGGAAAAACAAAAGAUCAGGCUUAGAAAAUUGAAUUGAAGGAGGAAAAAUGCCCCUUUUGUGUUUGUUUUUACUCGGUUUGAUUAGAAUGGUGCAUUUUGGUUCCUGAGACGGGAAGGGUCCUGUGCAAACCCAACCCUGCAGCUUUGAAUCCCAGUGUUCCAUCCCUCUAAGAGACCAUCUUUGGCUUUUUCAAGGGCUGUAGUUAAAAGAAAGAGACUCCUGACUGAUUUCUGCCACCUGUCUCAGGACAUUUGGUGUCUGUUUGGGUUGGUUUCUUGGUUUGGGCCUUGUUUUUUUUGAAGCCAAAUGCCAAUCACAUCAAGACAUUGCCUUUUUUUUAUAGGGUUUGCAAUGACUUCUCAGUUCUCCUCCAACAUUUUAGGGUUGGGGAAGGGUGGAGGAGCUUUCUUUACAGCCUCAUUUCUUACUUUGGGGGGGGGGGCUUUGUAAUUUGCCUUUUCACUUACUGAGGACAAAGGAUGGGAGAGGGAGAACCCCAGAGCUUGUUUCAAAGCAAAACAGUGCCUGUGUUGCCCUUGUUCAACCUCACUCAUAUCAACUCCUCAGAGGGGUUUCAGUGCAGAGCAGUUUCCAAAGGGCUAUGAGAAUAGAUUGCAAGACUUCUUGAACCAACCCAUGGGCUCCAGCCUCUGCUGACAUCAAUUUAUACUAGCUAAGGCCUUGGUCUGAGACUCUGAAGUAAAACCUGGCUUCACUGGGGCUUCUGUUGUUGGGUUUUCGCCUUGCUGGGACAUGCACACCUUGGGAUGAUGGAAGCCUGUGUCCCACAGACACCUUGAGAGCAUUCAGGAGCUGUUUCUUCUCUGGGAUUUGGGGCUUUUUAUGCUCUUUGGGGCUCUCUGGUCUUUGUCCAAGCCAGUACUUGGGUUGAGGUCGAUGUUUUCUCUCUUGAGGUGGCUCUUUGCUUUGCUCUAAGGUUUUAUGAGGUGGGGUUGGUCUGGGGGAACCCCUCACUAGGAUGAGCUGCCCGUGGCCUUGGGGACACUCAUCUCCACACACUAGUUCUCUCUUUGCUAAGGGCACAUGAUGGGUUUUUUGGUUCCUUCCUCUUUUUUGAAGCAGCAUGUUCUGCUUUGUAAUAAGCAACCAAUUCCUCCCCCAUCCACAACACUCCUGGAGCAGAAUUGGCUUCACUCCACACCCCCCCUACCCUCCAGCUUUCUGAUCAUAGACUCAUACAAUGGUAGGGGCUGGAAGGGACCUUUAGAGAUCAUCCCAGUCCAACCCCCCUGCAGAAGCAGCUCCCACCUAACCAGUGGCUUCCACCUGAUCAAUGGCUUCCUACCCUGAGUUGCUUCUUUGAAAGGCAAAACCAACCCCAUCCAGCCCCAUCCCUGUUUGAUCCAAACAGGCUGCUGCCAGAACUUGCCUGUGCUUUGCUUUCACUCUUCACUCCCUCAUGUUCCAGGUACUUCCCUUCCAAAACAUCCCCUCCCAGCACUUGUGUGUCUCACUUUGGGGGUCGAUGGAGCUGGUUUUUAAGGGACCAAAAGAGAACAGCUCCCACUUUUAACCACGAGCACUAAGCUGAGAGAAGCAGCUGAGAGGUUUAAAUAAGCAGCAGUUUGUUCACAGUGACCAUGUGUUGCCAUUUCUCACAGUGUUCUUGCACUAAUGGCUUUCCAGCUGUUCUCUCUCUGUACAUGGGUGCACUUUACUGUUUGAAUUCGGUCCUGUGCUCAGUCCCUUGGAUGUUGAAGCGUUGAGCAGUGUCUUCAGUAGGAAACAGCAAACCCAUCUCUUGUCUCUCAGUGUGUUUCUCAAGAAGAAAUGGGGGGAGGGGGAAAGAAAGGGGAAGGAACAGAGCAAUGAAUCAGAGCAUUUAUAGCACAAGAAGUGACUCCUGUAUAUAAGCACCAAGCAGAUGGAGGCAUUUCUUUAACUGCUAAAUGGUUUGCAGUGGGUUUAAAGCACUUCCCCAGCGAUUCUCUAAGGGGCAGCUGAGGCAGGAUGGCUGCUGCAGGCUGCAGGUAGGGAAGGAGCACACCAAUCCCUUGGAAAAACCCUUCACACAGUCCCCUGUGUCCUCCAAGUCGAUGUUUUUGGGCAAGAAGCAGUGAGGAGUUGGUGGCCUGCUUUUGUGAGCAUGGCUUGGUGGAGCACGAGGCUCAGGUAGCUGGUGGCACCUUGCUCUGGUAUCUUAGGCUUGGCUCUGAGCAGCCUGGAUUGUGUUGGGGGAGCAUGUGAAGAGUUUCAGGUGCUGUCCUGUCCAUGCUAUGUGUGUAAUGAUGCUGUGGGUAAUGAAGAUGUGGGGUGAUGCUGCCAGCAGUGCCCUUCCCAGCUGCAGUGGCACCUCUGGCAAGGCCCUGCCUGGCGAGCAAUCAGGAUCCUUCAGCUCAACCCACUAAAACAGGUUCCUGAGCCACUUUAGGGGGAUCAUACCAAAGCCUGAGGAUCUGCUCCUCUGCCCACAGGUGCUCUGAGCUCUGGUGAUGCAGCUGCCAAUCUGAAACGUUCUCUCUCAGCUUCGGGGGUGGGAUUCUGCCACAGCCCUCAGCAGGGAUUCACCACCAGCUUUGGCUCCCAGGUGGAGAGGAUGCUCUGUCCCAGGGGAGGGGAUACCCACCUGGCAGAGGGUUCUGCAGGGAUCCCCACAGCCACAUUGGAGAGCUUUGAAAGCAGUUGGUGCUUAGGAAAGGGGAAGGUUUCCCACAGACAGAUCCCUCAGGAUCUAUCUCCAGAGGCCAAAGUGCCGCUCGGGAGGCUGCAGGCAGGAUGGCUCCUGACAAACUCAAGUGUGCCCUUCUUCCCCCUGGCACCAGCACCCACAGUGAGGGUCCUGCCAAGCACUGAAUUUGUAGCUUUGCUCCUUUUACCCUUCUGAUUCCUUUAACCCUUUCCAUCAAGCUUGGGUGAGCGUGAACGUGUGCGUGACAAACCCAACCUGAGCCAUACUUGGAUUAGGGCUGGAACCAAGGGUGGCUGCUGAGAUUUGGAGUGAUUCAAUCCCUUGAUUCAGGGUUCCCCAGAAGAAGUUGAGCUUAAACCCCUCCCCCCUACCUCUUCAAGUGCCAGCCUUACCUAGAGAAAAGCAAGCCGGUGUGUGCCUGCUCGUCCUCCGCCUUCCUUGGCAGAGGGGGCUCCGUGGGGAGCUGCCGCCAGCUCUUUGGUCUUUUGGCUUUUAGCCUUGGGGAAAGUGGAGCUAAUUCUUGUCUCCAAAGUGAAGGGGGGGUUAUGUUUUACAAAGCCAAGGGCUUUAGGGGAAGAGCUGUUGUACCUGCUGGGAUCUCUGCCUUCAACCCCCCAUGCCCAAAGUCUGGCGGGGGCAAGUGUCGGGACACAAAGCACAACGGUUGGAAGUGAAACCCUGCCUUGGGUUUGGGGUUGUGUGGGGUUUGUUUUUUGGUUCAGCUCGUGAGGGUUUUUUUGUUUGUGUGAAUAACUGCUGGAUUUUCAUCCAAUCAAAGUCUUGUUUUCUCUAAAACCAAACACUAAAGGGCUCAAUUCCUUAGCAAAGACACAUCUGUGUCCAACUCCCGACUUACCGCAGCUGGAUCUCACCCACGACCAACAGCAGCUGAGAGCCAACAGGCACCAAAACCCACCCUUCCUGCUCAUUUCAAGGUGCUGGGGGAGUCAACAACCCCAAGGCUCAUCCAACAGGAUGGAACCCUAAGAGUUGGGAAAACACACAGAGCUGCUUUUUGGUUUGCCAACAGACUUGUUUUGGUCCCUUGCCAGGUGACACCGCUCAGUGAGUUGAGUGAUCGUGGGUGGGGGGAAGUUGAAAUGGGGCUGCCUGGCUGGGCACUGAGAAAAAACAGGCACUGGCUGCUGUGGGAAGUCCAUUUGAUCACCUAAAGACUCAUUGGGGACUCUGCCAGUGCUGACAGUGUCACUUUCCCCUCCCCUCCUCUCCUUGUCCAGCCCUUUUCUUUCCUCCUCAUCAGCGUUUUCGUCUCCCUCCCAUCUCCACACCUGAGAGGACCCCAGUUCGGUACAAACACACUCCACCACCAAGCACCACUUUGUGCUUUGUACAGUUGCCAUCCUCUGAGACACUUGGCUGGGAAGAUCUUUAAGACACUUAACAGUUUUCCUUUAGCUUUUCUAUAACUCUGAUGUAAAGGACUUUCCUCUGUACAGUAUAUUAUUCAAUGCAUGUUCCGUUUCUCUCUUUACUGAUAUUAUCCAACACCACACAGUCAUGAUAUUGGGCAGUGGGAAGAGCAGCCCCUGCCAACAGCAAGAGGCUCUUGGGCCUCAUCCAUAAAGGAAAGAAGAAAACAUAAGGGAGGUUUUUUUUCUUGUCCUUUGCUGUAUUUGCUUAAGCAGAGUUUUCUUGUCUGUACAUGUGAGCUGUGAGAUAGAUGUGAAAAGUUCAACAGAAUGCCUUCCUUUCACCUUCCCUUUUACCCUGCCCCCCCCCCCCCAAUGUAUACAGGUUGUAAUCUGUACAAUGAAAACUGUAUGUAUGAAAAGAAAAGAAA